UGUCACUUCAGGGUGAACGGAUGUUACGAGGCUCUGUCUGGAGGAGCGACCACCGAGGGCUUCGAGGAUUUCACCGGAGGCAUCGCUGAAAGCCACGACCUGAACCGACCGGAUCCACAUCUGUUCCACAUCAUCCAAAAAGCUUUGGACCGAGGGUCACUGCUCGGCUGCUCCAUCGACAUCACGAGUUCGUCCGACUCAGAGGCAGUUACCUCUCAGAAGCUGGUGAAAGGCCACGCCUACUCAUUGACAGGUGCAGCUGAGGUGGAUUACCGUGGUGACAAGGAAAAGCUGAUCAGGGUCAGGAAUCCCUGGGGUCAAGUGGAGUGGACCGGAGCCUGGAGUGAUGAUUCGAUGAAUUGGCGUUACGUCAGCGACGAGGACAGAGAGCGUCUGAGCCAUCGCUCAGAGGACGGAGAAUUCUGGAUGUCUUACACUGACUUCCUGCGACAUUACUCCCGGGUGGAGAUCUGUAACCUGACGCCUGACGCUCUGAGUGACGAGGGCAUCUCCAAGUGGGCUCUGUCCAAGUUCGAGGGCAGCUGGAGGAGAGGAUCCACUGCCGGAGGCUGCAGGAAUUAUCCAGACACUUUUUGGACAAACCCUCAGUUUGUCAUCAAGCUGGAUGAGGAGGACGACGACCCUGAUGAUGGCGAGGCCGGCUGCAGCUUUGUGGUCGGUCUGAUCCAGAAGAACCGCAGACGCAGGAGGAAGAUGGGAGAGGACAUGCACACGAUUGGUUAUGCCAUCUACGAGGUUCCUGACGAGUUCGCUGGUCAGAGGACCGUGCACCUCAACAAGAACUUCUUCCUGCGCCACGCCUCCACCGCUCGCUCCGAAACCUUCAUCAACCAGCGAGAAGUCUGCAGCCGCUUCUGUCUGCCGCCCGGAGAGUAUCUGAUCGUCCCAUCCACGUUUGAUCCCAACAACAACGGAGACUUCUGCGUCCGUGUCUUCUCUGAGAAACAGGCCGACUUUCAAGAGUUGGACGACCCCAUCGAGUCCAGAGUGAAGAAGGUGGAGCUGGACGAGGACGAUGUGGACGAUCGGUUCAGGAGUCUGUUCGGACAGCUGGCGGGGGGGGACUGUGAGAUCAGCGCCUUCGAGCUGCAGAGGAUCCUCAACAAAGUGGUGACAAAACGAUCUGACAUCCAGACCAGCGGCUUCAGCCUCACAACGUGUCGCAACAUGGUCAACCUGCUGGAUGUAUCCUUCCACCGCAGAAAAUAAACCCACACCAAAG
Paralichthys olivaceus (Japanese flounder) is the source of this 1243-nucleotide messenger RNA. The record is from RefSeq and is a predicted model, not a curated record. Lineage: Eukaryota; Metazoa; Chordata; Actinopteri; Pleuronectiformes; Paralichthyidae.